This is a messenger RNA of Kluyveromyces marxianus DMKU3-1042, 1722 nucleotides long. It is a transcript of the gene NUP42, whose product is annotated as FG-nucleoporin NUP42. The record is from RefSeq and is a predicted model, not a curated record. NCBI's taxonomy places the organism in Eukaryota, Fungi, Ascomycota, Saccharomycetes, Saccharomycetales, Saccharomycetaceae. Bases 1 to 1722 code for a protein of 573 amino acids. Gene Ontology annotation, molecular function: metal ion binding. The transcript has a single exon.
AUGGCCUACUCCCGUAAUCAGACACCGUGUAAGUAUUUCCAAGCCGGGAAAUGUCUUAAGGGAAAUAAUUGCAACUUUGCACACGUUUAUACCAACGGAAACAAUGGUGGGAACAACAAAACAACAGGUCUCCAGAAGUCUACGGAAGAAAAAUAUUUGGAUCUCACUAACGACAGGAAUCUAGAUAGGUAUACAAGAGAAAUUGAGCUUGAUAUGGAUGAUUAUAUGACAUUUGCUUGGGCUCCUAAUGGUAGCUCAUAUGGCCUAGCUGCACCCUGUCCGCUAAAUGUUAUAGCAAACCGAGAUUUCUCAUCGGAUGAAUCUCGGUUUCAGUAUUGGCAAAGUAUUAAGCAAGGGAAACAAGGACAAUAUGAGAUGGAAAUUACUGCUAGACGAAAAGAUAUGGAAAAAUGUGUCAACUUUGUUAAGAGUGAAGCUAAGAAAGCCGCUCGAUAUGUUCAAUUGUCAGCUAGAACUUACAGAUCAAAUGGAACCCUUCCGUCUAAGCCGUUUAUAGAUCAUCCAUUAGAUCUUACUGGCCAAUCAUAUAACACUAACAGUCCAUUUGGAUCUGUUCGCUCUAACCCUUUUGCGAAUGUUGGACCCUUUUCCUCUAUGUCAUCCAAUGGAGCACCUCCCUUUGGGCAGAGUGUUGCUAGCACUAAUAUAGUGUCUUCUAAUUCCAAUAGUACAAUUGGGCAAUCCCCAUUUGGAAAUAUGGGGGCGCAAAUUGGUAAUUCUACUUCAGUUUUCGGAAAGCCCGCUUUUGGAUCCACAGCUGCUGCUACACCAUCAUCUCCGUUUGGCCAGAAUUCAAAUGGCAAUAGUAUUAAUAGUAAUAAUAAUGGCAGUUCCAAUACACCAGGUUCCUUUGGAUCUCAGAAUCUAGCUUCGAAUACGUUUGGGAAAUCAACAUUUGGCGCUCAGCCAUUUGGUAAUCCAUCGUCUAGUACUGGAUUUGGACGUCCUCAACAGACAACAGACAGUUCCUCAGCCUUCCGCAAACCGGCAUUUGGACAUGGUGCUUUUGGUCAACCUUCAUUUGGUCAAUCAGCCGCUCGACAACCCGCAUUCGAACAGCCUGCAUUUGGUACGUCUUCUUUCGGACAAGCAGCUACUGGUCAAUUAACUGCCAAUCAGCCAGCAUUCGGACAGUCUGCAUUUGGUACUUCUCCUUUUGGACAAGCAGCUAUUGGUACUUCUCCUUUUGGAAAUACUCCGUCAAGUCAAACUGCUUUUGGGACAUCUGCCUUCGGACAAGCAGCUUCCGGACAAUCGCCUUUUGGAAAACCUUUAUCCGGUCAAAACACUUUUGGAACGUCUGUUUUUGGUCAAGCUGCUGCAACAAAGUCUGCCUCUUCUCAAAUCGGUUCCACAGGCUCUCCGUUCAGCCAAUCUAAUGCCAGCUCUAACCCUAAUUCGGCUACCCAAGUUUCUAAUAAUCAGAACAACACAAAUACUAAUUUCAAUUCUACUGUACAGCCGUUCCAAUCAAUCAACAACGGAUUUUCUAAUAGCCCUUUUAAUAUGCAAUCUAAUUCGGAAAAUUCGGCAGCUGGUAUUCAGGGAUCUAUAUCGAGUUUCGUUCAAGGUUUGGAAAACAAGUCAGAAUUAACAGCUAUAUCAGAUCUCUCUGAAAAAACGAUUGCAUUAUUUAAAGCACCAAAAUUCGAGUUGGGAAAUAUACCUGAAGUGCCUCCACCUCGUGAGUUGAUUAGUUGA